Messenger RNA from Fulvia fulva, 930 nucleotides. RefSeq names its product Cyclin-U2-1. The transcript has a single exon. NCBI's taxonomy places the organism in Eukaryota, Fungi, Ascomycota, Dothideomycetes, Mycosphaerellales, Mycosphaerellaceae. The record is from RefSeq and is a predicted model, not a curated record. Gene Ontology annotation, biological process: regulation of cyclin-dependent protein serine/threonine kinase activity. Bases 1 to 930 code for a protein of 309 amino acids. Gene Ontology annotation, molecular function: protein kinase binding; cyclin-dependent protein serine/threonine kinase regulator activity. Gene Ontology annotation, cellular component: cyclin-dependent protein kinase holoenzyme complex; nucleus.
AUGGACGAUGGCGCCUCACACCCGCUGGCUGUCUCCGACCCAGCACCCCCAGGCUCGCCGCCUCCACCACCAGACCCAAACGUAGACGAUGCCACCGCCGCAGUCCCACUAUGUCCCACGCCGACCCCCAAAACAGACGACCCCCUCCACCUCUCCAGCGAACAAUGGGACAUCAACUCCGUCUCCGCCCUCGGCGCCCUGCGCAUGCUCAUCGAAGCCCUCGACAAACUCGCCAACGCAACCGGCGACGUCCCACCUACCCCACCAGUCUCCCGCCCAACUACACCCAGCAAGCUAGGCUUUGAAAAGCGCCACUUUCGCAAAUCCUCCUCCUCCCUUCGCCUUGCUCAGGGAGCCUCUGGUGUCCCGGCAACACCCAUCGGCUCCCCGGAAGCUCACCCUCACGAACCUUUGACAGUCGAAAUUGGCGCCCACGCUCAAGAUAUGCACAUUCAACACGCGGCUCUCGCACGUCGCUUCUUCUCCAAGACAGCUCCGCCUUUCACACUCUCCGCAUAUCUCAUGCGCCUGCACCAAUACUGUCCCCACAGCCCGGGCGUAUACCUCGCCGCCUCGGCUUACAUCCACCACCUCUGCGCCGCGGAGCUAAUCGUGCCUGCGACGAGUCGCACGAUCCAUCGAUUGAGUCUCGCGGCAAUAAGAGUUGCGGCCAAGGCGUUGGAGGACAAUAAGUGGGCGCAAGAGCGGGUUGCGAAGGUGGGCGGGGUGAGUAAUGGGCAGUUGUUGAGUUUGGAGGUGACGAUGUGCUUUUUGUUGGAUUUUGAGUUGUAUGUGGAUGAGAGGAUCAUGGCUAGGAGGAUGUUUCUGUUGCAGGAGGCGGCGGCUACGAGGCAUGGGAUGGGGAGUGGGGGGAAGUUGGGAGAGCAGUUUAAGUUGAGGUUGCCGAUGAGGGUGAGGGGGAAUAAGUGA